AUGCCAACAAAAGAAAUUAUACAUAUUCAUAUAGGUCAAGCAGGAGUUCAAGUGGCAAACGCAUGUUGGGAACUCUACUGUCUCGAACAUGGCAUCAGACCAGACGGCAUCCUGGCGUUCGCAGAUGAUAGUAACUCGGCAGGAGCAUUUUUCAGUCACACUGGCGCAGGGAAGACAGUACCAAGAGUCGUUAUGGUUGACUUAGAACCUACACCAAUAGAUGAAAUACGAACGGGAACAUACAGACAGUUGUUCCAUCCAAACUCUUUACUCACAGGCAAAGAGGACGCUGCUAGUAACUUUGCUCGCGGCUACUUCGGCGUUGGACGAGAAAUGAUAGACGUAGCUCUUAACCGUGUGCGAUUGGUGGCAGAAGACUGCGGCUGUCUUCAAGGAUUCAUUAUUUUCCGAGCCUUUGGUGGGGGCACUGGUUCUGGAUUUACUGCUCUUAUGCUCGAGGGCUUAAAUAGAGAUUAUGGGAAGAUAUCAAAAAUUGAAUUCGCAAUUUAUCCCGCUCCCAAAAUAUCGCCUAUAAUCGUUGAACCUUAUAAUGCAGUUCUAACUUCUCAUGCCUGCAUGAACACUGAAGAUGUUUGCUUUAUCUUCGACAACGAAGCACUGUAUGAAAUAUUAGCACGAUCUUUAGACGUCCCAAGACCUACGUAUACCAACUUGAACAGACUCAUUGCUCAGGUUGUUUCUUGUAUGACCGCGUCCAUGCGAUUUGAAGGUUCUCUAAAUGUAGAGUUGGUGGAAUUCAGGACAAAUCUGAUUCCGUAUCCCAGGAUUCAUUUUCCGCUAGUUACUUUUGCUCCUUUCGUCCCCGCGUCGAAGGCGUACCACGAGGCUAACACAACCUCGCAGCUGAUGAUGGCAUGUUUCGAACCGGCCAACCAGAUGGUGAAGUGCGACCCGAGGCAGGGCAGUUACAUGUCUUGCUGCUUGUUGUUUCGAGGAGACGUAAAUCCAAAUGAUAUCAAUGCAGCCAUUAAUCAAAUUAAGGGUAUGAGGAGCAUUAAAUUUGUGUCUUGGUCUCCUACCGGGUUCAAGAUCGGUCUUAACUAUCAGCCUCCGAUGACGGUGCCUGGUGGAGACUUGGCAGCAUUACAGAGGGCAGUUGUUAUGGUCGCAAACUCGUCCUCUGUUCGUGUUGCAUGGGAACGUCUUUGUAAAAAAUUUUCGCUCAUGUACGCGAAAAGAGCGUUUGUACACCAUUACGUGGGAGAAGGAUUGGAAGAAGGUGAAUUCAAAAAUGCUUUACAAAAUAUAAAAGCUUUGUCCAAUGAUUAUAGAGAAAUGGAAGGUUGA
This is a messenger RNA of Pectinophora gossypiella (pink bollworm), 1308 nucleotides long. RefSeq names its product tubulin alpha chain-like. The coding region runs from base 1 to 1308 and encodes 435 amino acids. Gene Ontology annotation, biological process: microtubule cytoskeleton organization; mitotic cell cycle. Gene Ontology annotation, molecular function: GTP binding; structural constituent of cytoskeleton. Gene Ontology annotation, cellular component: microtubule; cytoplasm. The transcript is spliced from 5 exons. The record is from RefSeq and is a predicted model, not a curated record. Lineage: Eukaryota; Metazoa; Arthropoda; Insecta; Lepidoptera; Gelechiidae.